AUGUUUGGACUUGGGGCAAGCCCCCAGUUCCCUGACGCUGAAUCCUGGUGGCACAACCCUCCGUCUCUAGCCACUGCCAAUUCCCCCUGGGAUGCGACUGAAAUCUCAGCUUGGCAGAAGCACCUGGAAGAAGAGACCAAGCUGAGUCCUCUGGAAGGAGAUACAAAGGAGCUCCUGGAAGUGGAAGACCCUGAACUGGAGGCUAUCAAGGCCAGGGUCCGUGAGAUGGAGAAGGAAGAGGAGUGGCUGCAGGAGCUGCAGGCUGAAGCAAAGAACCUCAUCAUGAGAUCAGAGGCAGAUCUUGGUUUGCCUCCGAUAACUCCGGAAAAAAUGGAAGUUGACCAGCGCUCUGUCUACGUGGGAAAUGUGGAUUACGGUGGAAGCGCAGAAGAGCUGGAGUCCCAUUUCAACAGCUGCGGUCAGAUCAACAGAGUUACUAUCCUCUGCGACAAGUUCUCCGGUCAUCCUAAAGGGUAUGCCUACAUUGAGUUUGCUGACAAGAGUUCUGUGAAGGCUGCUGUGGAGCUGGGCGAGAGCACCUUCAGAGGCCGUAUCAUCAAGGUGUUGCCCAAGAGGACCAACAUGCCAGGGAUCAGCUCCACGGACCGGGGCGGUUCCCGGGGUGGUUUCCAUGGCCGGGGGGCUCUGCCUCGCCGCUCCAAUUUCUGUGGAGGGCAGCGUUUAAGGCCACGUGGAAGGGUGUACAGGGGCCGUGGAAGACUCUCUCCUUGGUACAUGCCUUACUAGGCAGUGGGAAAAGGUGACCCAAGCCUUGUACAACUUGGACCGGAACAGGGGAGCAAAAGCAAGUGGAUUCGCCCAAAGAAUGUUUCUCCUUUGUUAUCCUGUGAGAGUGACU
Molecule: messenger RNA, 859 nt
Organism: Zootoca vivipara (common lizard)
Lineage: Eukaryota; Metazoa; Chordata; Lepidosauria; Squamata; Lacertidae
Gene: PABPN1L
Product: PABPN1 like, cytoplasmic
Biological process (GO): nuclear-transcribed mRNA catabolic process, deadenylation-dependent decay
Cellular component (GO): nucleus
Molecular function (GO): poly(A) binding
Source: RefSeq, a predicted model, not a curated record